Molecule: messenger RNA, 1482 nt
Organism: Peniophora sp. CBMAI 1063
Lineage: Eukaryota; Fungi; Basidiomycota; Agaricomycetes; Russulales; Peniophoraceae
Source: the annotation of a GenBank genome assembly
AUGUCAGCUCGCUCGCGAUCAUCAUCUCCGUCCAACUCGGACUCGGACUCGGACAUCGAGUUCACCAGGGAACUCAGUAAGGGUCAACUGAUUGAGAACGGGCACCGUUUAGAAAAGAAACUCGUCGACGCUCGGGACGACCUCACGAAGCUCACAAAUAGGGUUACUGAGCUCGAGGCGACGCAAGGGCGCGGCAACGGGAAACGUACACGCGAUGCGCGACGCACAGCGGCUACCGAUGCAGGAAAGGACGGACUUGAGGCGGUCAAAGAAGCGGGGAUGCGGGUCGCACAGAAGUUCGUCAUCGCAUAUAAUCUAUUUCUUGCAAACGGCGUACGCUGUAAUGUUGAUCGGGAUACCGACUACAACUUGACGGCCGCGAAUCGGUACUGUGAUAGCGAGGGUCUGUAUCAGGGGCAGUUGCGUGAUUUGGAGGAAAUCAUACCUGCUGAAUGGAAGGAAAUACGCAAAACGUCUGCAAGUUUCCAGUCAUCAUUCCACAGUCAGCAAGGCGAAACGCGCACAGGAAUUGCACGCCGUAUCGCCAAGUCGCAAGCCACAGCAGACAUCUUCCCGAUGUUCGAUGCGAGGAGCCUCCGGUCAAGCGCAUGGCGCAAAGAGAACUGCCGCGAGUACAUUGGUUACCGCGCCGACUGGGGUGAUGGCCGGGCUGGAUACUCGGCGCUCGAUGCGGCGAUCAUACACGAGAAGCAUCAGGCGCCGGAUGGAUACGAUCUCGACACUAUUUUCAAGGGCGAAGUGCCACAGCGGUGCCUGGCGGCAGUCUUGUUCGGCCCAGCCGGUGUACGCGCUAUGGCGGAUGGCGGCCAUCCGCGUCCUGCAACUUCGGAAUACAUGGGGCGCUUGAUCGGCGCCAAGUUCACGACACCGGGCAUGAUGGCGCUAGGCUGUACCCUGGCAUGCUGGGGACUAUCAGAGGAUUCGUCGUUGGCCGAAGUGGACACAACGGACGAGGAUGCUAUGACGGGCAUCAACUGGGCGACCUGGUUUAAUGACUAUAAGCAAGAGAUUGAGGAGGGGAUCGAAGAGAAACGACCUCAGAUCCUAGCCGCGUUCCGAAUGUGGGACGAGCGCCUUUUCCCAGCCACGGCGAGUCAAGGUCUAGGCGUAUCCGAAUUGGGACCUUCCCAAUCGGGGCCAUCGAUUCGCGAUGCUGCGAAAGCUCGCGCGCGCGCGCAGAAGGCAGCUGCAUCGCGCGCCGCCAACUCGACCGACACAGAGCCUCAGAGGCGCGGCGGCAGGCGCGUACACGGGCAGCAAAAUGAACGCGCGCGCGGGGGAGCCGAGGAAGGUGAGGGGCAGAGCGAAGAAGAGGAUGGCGGCGCGGGACCGGGUCCGUCGACGCGGGAAGGCCGCCGUAAGCGCAGGGCAGAUCAGCAACCAGAGGGUGCACCCGAGCCACCGCAGAAGCAGGUUCGACAGGAAAGCAGCGAGGAGUCUAGUGAGGAAGACGAGACGUAG